Messenger RNA from Mucor velutinosus, 912 nucleotides. RefSeq lists its product as uncharacterized. Lineage: Eukaryota; Fungi; Mucoromycota; Mucoromycetes; Mucorales; Mucoraceae. The record is from RefSeq and is a predicted model, not a curated record. Gene Ontology annotation, biological process: polyprenol catabolic process; dolichol-linked oligosaccharide biosynthetic process. Gene Ontology annotation, molecular function: 3-oxo-5-alpha-steroid 4-dehydrogenase activity. Gene Ontology annotation, cellular component: endoplasmic reticulum. The transcript has a single exon. Bases 1 to 912 code for a protein of 303 amino acids.
AUGUAUCUGAUCAUCUUCAUAUGUACAUGCUUAAUCUUACUCACCAUACUAAGCAUAUGCGCUCAACAAUUGCACGAACUUCAAGCAUCUGUGUUGGCCUACGGAAAGCUGAAUCUGCACAACAAUAAAAAGCCUGCUACACAAUGGGCUGACCAUCUUUCAAAAUGGACAGUGCCCAAGCACUACUUUAGCCACUUUUAUGUGAUAGGACUGAUGACAGCCGUGUUGUCUAUUGUGGAAUUGAUAUCCUUGUCUAGCUUCAGCAAAUCUUUCUUUAUUAUGCAGCUACUGGAUCAAUAUGAUACUCGCAUUGGCACCCAUCAUGUAUCUCGACAACAGUGUGUCGUUGGAUUAUCGCUGCUUACACUGCAUUUGAUGAGACGAGUGUAUGAAUCGUUUUGGGUUGAGAAACCUUCCAAGACAGCCACGAUGCAUGUAUCUCACUAUCUCACCGGUGUGGGCUUUUACGGUGCCAUGGUAAUAGGUACCUGGCUGGAAGGUGUCUCCAAUGUGGAAUCCUGUCGCGCACAAGACUCAUAUGUCAACAUGAUAUCCCUUUCAGCCAUCACCUUGUUCCUGUAUGCCUCUUAUCAUCAAUACAGAUGCCAUGCCAUUCUAUCUUUGUUGCGACAAUCCAAAGACCAAGCAAGCAGCUACUUUAUCCCACGAGGAGAUUGGUUUGAGAUGCUGGUAACACCUCAUUACUUUGCAGACAUACUAAUCUAUCUCUCGCUAAACAUACUCUACCGUUUCCAAAAUUACAUCCUCAUCUGUGGGCUAAUUUGGACAAUUGUCAAUCUAUCUGUAGUCUCUGGCGAGACUCAACUAUGGUACCAAACACAUUUCUCGGCAGAGAAGCUACAUCAAGCCUUCCCUCAUGGUCGAAAGAGAAUUAUACCCGGUCUUUAUUAA